This is a messenger RNA of Drosophila kikkawai, 525 nucleotides long. Lineage: Eukaryota; Metazoa; Arthropoda; Insecta; Diptera; Drosophilidae. The record is from RefSeq and is a predicted model, not a curated record.
UUUAUCAUGGCUCCUAAUAAUAAAGACAAAAAAAAAUCGAAGAAGACUAACGAUACUGAAAAAAUAUUAGAACCAGAACUCAUGUAUGACGAAGGAGUAGAUGACACGGACGUCCUUGAGCUGAAUUUGUAUUCGGACAUUAAUGAUGAUUUUUUUCAUGAAGCUAAUAGGGUGGUACAAUUUUUAAUGGAAGCAAAAAGACACUUUGAAGCGUCCCGCAUUAAGAGAUAUAGUGACAUUAUUUUUAAUUUGCAUAGGCGCUAUGUAGAUGAAGUCAAUGAUAAUGAAGUCCUUCGUCCGCAAAUAUUAUCAUCAGAAAACAAGCUCCGCCUAGCUCUCGAACUAACAGCAACUUCAGAAGAAGCUAUGCAAAAGCUAAAGGAGGCCUUGGGCGAUGCAUGGAAGGAAUCAGAUGCAUCAGCUCUGAGAGAGCAGUUAGUGCAAGAGAAAUUACAAGAGGUUCUUAUCAAAUGUGAAGGCCUUACUGAUCGAAAUAGUGGUACUACUGACGAUGCAGCUGAGUAA